CUGAGCAGUGGGGAGGAAGUGGCGCUCGAAGUGGGUCCGCACCUUUUCCGGUAACACAGCACUGCCGGGCAAAGGGGAGAGAGCGAGCAAGAGGGGCGAAGAGAAGCCAGAGAGCGGGGAGAAACGAUCAGGGUCUGCGGGGUGGACAUUAUCCGCAGAGGCGGGGAAAAGAGAGAAGAAAGUCGGAUGAAUUAGUGACAUUGUCGGCCCUUGUUCCUCUUCAUGUCCCGCUGUCGCGGACCGAGGGGGAUUUUGAAUCCGUUUGUCCGGAAGAAACAGUAGCAGCUACGCAACUGCCGCGGUGAAUUUCGUCGACAGGCCCCGGGGCGAGUGUGGACAACCGGCGGCCGAAGAGGAAGUGAGAAGCCUGGGCUUUGGACUGGGCCUGCCUCGGUGGAAGAAGGCGUCGAGACUUCCGUGGAAAUGUUGGUUCUGAAGGGCACAGGUUAGACUGAGGCACCCUCACUGUUCCCGUCAAAGGGCUAUACACACACCCACUCAGGUCACGCAACACACUGUUGCGUCCGUGAAGAUUUAUUUUUUAUUUCUUUAUUACCGUUGUGAAAGUAUUUAUGCGCGUUGAACACGAUGGGGAAAAUGCUGUCAAAGAUAUUUGGCAACAAGGAGAUGAGAAUAUUGAUGCUUGGACUUGACGCCGCUGGCAAGACCACCAUCCUGUACAAACUGAAGCUGGGACAGUCGGUCACCACCAUCCCCACUGUGGGCUUCAACGUGGAGACGGUCACUUACAAGAACGUCAAGUUCAACGUGUGGGACGUGGGCGGCCAGGAUAAGAUCCGUCCGCUUUGGCGACAUUACUACACGGGCACGCAAGGCUUGAUCUUUGUGGUGGACUGCGCCGAUCGGGACCGCAUUGAUGAGGCCCGCCAAGAGCUCCACCGUAUCAUCAACGACCGUGAGAUGCGCGAUGCCAUCAUCCUUAUUUUCGCCAACAAGCAGGACCUGGCCGAUGCCAUGAAGCCCCAUGAGAUCCAGGAGAAGCUGGGCCUGACCCGCAUCCGUGACCGCAACUGGUACGUGCAGCCCUCGUGCGCCACAUCUGGCGACGGACUCUACGAAGGCCUCACCUGGCUUACCUCAAACUACAAAUCUUAACCCCGCUCGGAGAUGACGCCACCUCUAGCAAUUAUAUCCUCCUUUUAAUUCCCAUUUUUGAUCACUCACUUUUAGGAUUGUAAAGGGAUGGCAGGGUUUCGGUAAAUUUCCAAGUCAAGUUAAGCUCAGAAAUUUGGGAAAUGCAAUUACCAGGGUUCACUGUAUUCCAAAUUGGAAACUUUCCAUGGAAAUUAACACACACACACACAAAAGACCAAGGGAGAACUUGAAAAACUAAAUAUGCUCGCAAAUCAAGGCACACUGCACUUAAAUUUGGUCAGGAUUACGCUACCAUAUAUUUCCCCUAAUAAUGUUAACUAACCUAUUUAGAGCCAAACUUAGUUCUCUUUCAUUCACAGAUUUUUAUAUUUUUUGCGUGAACUGGAUCUCUCGUUUUCUCACUUCAAUUUUUUUUCUUUCAUGGCACUUAAAAUGAGUUGAAUUAAUUUCCGAGGAAAGUUUCCAUCCCAGGACCUUCUUCCCUAAAAACCCCAAAAUGUAUUAUUUACUUUGCUUUGCUCUUAUUUGCAAAUUUACCAUCCCAGAACCUUCUUCCCUAAAAACCCCAAAUUUAUUAUUUACUUUGCUUUGCUCUUAUUUGCAAAUUUACCACGGCGACUUUCAUGAAUCUCGCCACGAGUAUUCCGGCUACGUAUCCAAAGUUUGAGAGUCUUUUGAGGACAGAACGUUUGCCUUUAUCAGCAACAUUUUCCCGGACAUCAACAACAAGUGAACACUUUUUGGACAUUGGACAUUCACACACUGUGAUAUGGAUCUCAAAUUUUUUAUUUAUUUUUAUUUUAUUUUUUUAUUUUUUGCUCAUUGUCUCACACAGAGCUUCCAUGUUUGUAGUUUCAGAUGCCUUAACACACACACAAAGGUUUUUUUUCAGGGAAGGGCUGUUCUCUGCUGCACUUGUUUAGUUUGACUGACCUUUUCGGACCCUGCCAGGCUUUUACCACCUCCAUUUUGGUGCUCAAAUGCUCCAUGUUCCUCUGUCAUCGUCACGUACUUUUGUUCUAGGCUCUUUUUUUGCUAUGCUGAUUUGAAGUAAUAAAACAAAAAACAUACAUGAUUACAUCCA
This is a messenger RNA of Syngnathus typhle (broad-nosed pipefish), 2200 nucleotides long. RefSeq names its product ADP-ribosylation factor 6-like. Gene Ontology annotation, molecular function: GTP binding; GTPase activity. The transcript has 2 exons. The record is from RefSeq and is a predicted model, not a curated record. Gene Ontology annotation, biological process: vesicle-mediated transport; intracellular protein transport. Lineage: Eukaryota; Metazoa; Chordata; Actinopteri; Syngnathiformes; Syngnathidae. Gene Ontology annotation, cellular component: cytoplasm. Bases 589 to 1116 code for a protein of 175 amino acids.